UGCACUGUAAUCUCAGCGUACCCGUCGCUCAUCGCAGCAAGUCACCAUGUUCUGGGGUAUUUAACCUGUUGCAAUGGCGAGGGGUAUCCUCACUAUCAACAAGCUCAACUGUUUUAAUGGCGUUUAUCACUAUUGCAUGCACCCUUGUGGUCUUGACCAGCAUCUGGAUCGUGAAGCAACGAUAUCAGGCCGCAAGGCGGUUGCCAUUACCGCCUGGACCGCCUGGACGUUGGCUUUUAGGAAAUGAGAUGCCAAAGUCAUAUGCGCCGUUUCAAUUCGCGAGGUGGACAGAACAAUACGGACCCGUAUUCUCGCUCAAACAAGGCCAUAGGAUUUUCGUGGUCAUAGGACGUCAUCAGGCUGCAGUGGAUAUCAUGGAAAAAGAGGGAGCAAAUCUCGCCGACCGCCCACGUUCUAUUGCAGUGCAAGAGACAUUAUCCGACGGGAUGAGAAUGGUCCUUGAGCGCAGUGGUGAGAAAUUGCGUCGGGUGCGCAGGGUCUUGCAUGCAGGUUUACAACCCAAGGUUGCGGCGACCUAUGAACCCAUCCAGACCAGGCAUGCGAGGAAUCUGAUUCUAGAUAUCUUAAAUGAUCCGAAGAACCACCAAAGUCAUGCCAUGCGUUAUGCAGCUUCCGUGGUCAUGUCCUUCACCUAUGGAAAAACUACUCCGACUUCGUACACAGACCCUGAAAUUGUUGCGGUCAAUAAAUCUCUUGCGCGUUUUGGUCAAGCUAUAAGGCCAGGAGCAUACCUUGUGGAUACAUAUCCAAUUCUGCGUUUCGUCCCAGGGUACCUGAGCCAGCUGAAGGCAUGGCACCAAGAAGAACUUGCUCUCUUUAACGGGCAGUUGGACGCGGUGCGAAGACAGAUGCGUGAGGGAACUGCAGAGCCGUCCUUUGGACGGUUCAUUUUAGAGCACCAGAAACAGUACCAGCUCGAAGAGAAGGGACUAGGAUAUAUUGCAGGGGGAAUGUUUGCUGCCGGUUCUGAUACUACUGCUUGUGCAAUCACAAUCAUGAUGAUGGCUGCUACCAUCCACACGGACGCACAGGCUCGCGUACAAGAGGAACUCGAUAACGUCGUGGGGCGUACGCGGCUGCCGACAUUUGAUGAUCAGGAAAUGCUGCCACAGGUUACCGCGUUCAUGCUCGAGAGUCUGAGGUGGAGACCUGUCGCCCUUGGAGGCUUUGAACAUCGCGCAACCAAGGACAUAAUUUGGAAGAACUACCUCAUUCCUGCAGGUGCGACUGUUAUUGGCAACCAUUGGGCUAUCGCCAACGAUCCUGAGGUCUUCCCAGAACCGCACAAGUUCAAUCCUCAGCGUUGGAUUGACGAUGCAGGUCGUGUGCGCGAUGAUCUCCGAUUUUUCACUUUUGGCUUUGGCCGCCGAGUGUGUCCCGGUCAGCAUGUCGCAAAUCGGUCUAUCUUCAUCAAUACAGCUCUUAUUCUCUGGGCUUUCCGUCUUUCUGAGAAUCCUGCAGCAAAGAUUGACACGCUUGCUUUCUCGGAUACUGCGGUUAUACAUGCUGCUCCGUUUGAGAUAUGUUUGGAGAAGAGGAUUGAUGAGAAUCUGAUCAGGGAACUGUGCGCACCUGGGAAGUAAAGGGCGUCUGUCUGGGAAAUUGCAAGUUCAGUAUGCUUAUAUAUUCAAAUAGUUGAUAGUACUUCAUACAUGCGUUGUGCGCUUGACACUUGUGUACAGUGCACGCCUUUGUGCGUGGGAAUCUUAGAUAUUCUUGUGGCUGUAUUGU
Molecule: messenger RNA, 1752 nt
Organism: Suillus subaureus
Lineage: Eukaryota; Fungi; Basidiomycota; Agaricomycetes; Boletales; Suillaceae
Product: cytochrome P450
Exons: 11
Coding region: 117-1604 (495 amino acids)
Molecular function (GO): iron ion binding; heme binding; monooxygenase activity
Source: RefSeq, a predicted model, not a curated record